This is a messenger RNA of Metarhizium acridum CQMa 102, 822 nucleotides long. NCBI's taxonomy places the organism in Eukaryota, Fungi, Ascomycota, Sordariomycetes, Hypocreales, Clavicipitaceae. The record is from RefSeq and is a predicted model, not a curated record.
AUGGGCCCCGAAGCCCCGUCCACUGCCUCCUUGAAUUCGCCACGUGCAGCCCCUUUGGCAUGGAGGUCAUCAGCAAAGACCUCGUCUUUCUUUGACCCCUUUGGCUGGGAUCCGAUGCACUCGUUCGACGACAUGCUCAGCGCCGCGGGGUGGACUUCCAAGCUCACCAUUGGCAAAGAUGCAGACGAUGCGCUCGCUUGUUUAAAGCGGGAGCUCCGGCAGGGCCCCGUCUUCGUGGGACCCGUCGAGAUGGGCUACCUCCGAUAUCAGCCCGGGAACAAGGGCCCCAUCGGGGCAGAUCACUACGUCGUCGUCUUGGGCAUCGACGGCGACAGGCUGGACUUGCACGAAUCCCCACGGCUUCCCACAGACUCCCUCGACUACGGGACGUCGUACAUGAUGCGCAGUGACUUCAGGCGCGUGGAGGAGUUUACCGAGGAGCAGGUCAUCCGGCGGUCCUUCCCGAAUGCCCGCCGGUGGCUCGGCAUGGAGGCCUUCGAGGCAAGCAGCAUUCCGCCGGGGUCGUGCGGCAGCGCAUCGGCGGCGGACCGCCUGGCCGAGAUUAUCCAGACGAACUUCCACCCGGGCGUGAAGAAUUCGCUUGUUUACUUUGCCGUGCGGGUGGGCGCGCGGCGUCUUGCCGACGGGGCUACGUGCCUGGGGAGGAUUGGAUACACGGAUGCCGCGAGCAUCAUGGCGAGACAGGCCAGAUUAGUUGGGGGACUGCAGUAUCUCUUGGUCGUGGGGAAUACGGAGGGUGCCGUCAAGAUAUUGAGGGAGUUGGGCCCGACAUAUGAUGACUUGAAGAAGGCGUUGGGGUAA